This is a messenger RNA of Centruroides sculpturatus (bark scorpion), 559 nucleotides long. Its product is annotated as vascular endothelial growth factor receptor 2-like. The transcript is spliced from 4 exons. The record is from RefSeq and is a predicted model, not a curated record. Lineage: Eukaryota; Metazoa; Arthropoda; Arachnida; Scorpiones; Buthidae. The coding region runs from base 154 to 543 and encodes 129 amino acids.
AGUAGCCACCAUUUGCCUUGGGAAGACUGGUUUAUAGUUCCAAGAAAGGUAUUUGAGUGGAAAGGUGACUUAGGAUGUGAUAGGUCGAAGUAUUUUGCAAACAAACGCUCUUCCUUUCUGUCAGAUAACAGAAUUACCUUGUCACUCGUAAAAAUGAAACGUUGCUUACUGUUUACUUUUUUCUCGUUUAUACAUAUUUUCGAUAAAUGUUUAACUUAUCUUCCACCUCGUUUAAAUGUUGCAAAACCUUAUAUAAAUGUACCUCCAAAUACACUUCUAAUACUUGAAUGUAGAGGAGAAUAUGAUACCUAUUGGGAUAUUCCAAAGUAUCUUGAACCUGAUAUAAAAGAAAAUAACAUUAAAAUUACAUAUGGAAGACCUUCAUAUUCAGAAGCUACUAAACUUUCAAUUCAACAUUCGCCUGAGAGAACAGGUCUUUAUAUUUGUUAUUAUAAAAGUAGUAAUUCAAUACAUGGAAAAAAUGCAACAGCUGUAUACAUAUUCUUCAAUGGUAAGUUUAUAUAUCUAAAUAUACUUUCAUGAUUUUAUUUAUUAAACU